Molecule: messenger RNA, 1365 nt
Organism: Penicillium daleae
Lineage: Eukaryota; Fungi; Ascomycota; Eurotiomycetes; Eurotiales; Aspergillaceae
Exons: 3
Coding region: 1-1365 (454 amino acids)
Biological process (GO): ergosterol biosynthetic process; farnesyl diphosphate metabolic process
Cellular component (GO): endoplasmic reticulum membrane
Molecular function (GO): squalene synthase [NAD(P)H] activity
Source: RefSeq, a predicted model, not a curated record
AUGGGAUUUGCAUCUAAUGCCUUAUAUUUUGCACUUCAUCCAAAUCAACUAGGAACAUUAAUUCAGUGGAGCCUACGCCAAAGACCUCACCACGUAAGAGACAAAAACAACGAGACAGCCACAGCAAAAACCUGUUUCAAUUUCCUCCGCAAAACAGGCCGCAGUUUCAGUCCCGUCGUCGAAGAACUGCAUCCAGAACUAGCAUUACCGGUAUGCAUUUUCUAUCUGAUCCUGCGUGGCCUCGACACAAUCGAGGAUGACACCUCGAUCCCGCUGGAGAUCAAAGAGCCUCUCCUUCGCAAUUUCAAGGACUAUCUCGACGAAGACGGUUGGAACUACACAGGCAACCGCCUAGAGGAAAAAGACCGCGAACUCUUAGUUCAAUUCGACAAUGUCAUCGUCGAAUUCAAGAAGAUGAAGCCAGUCUACGCGGCGAUCGUGCGCGAUGUCACGGAGAAAAUGGGGAAUGGCAUGGCUGAUUAUGCACGCAGGUCAGCUUCGGAGAAAAUCGGUAUCGAGUCCAUUGCAGAGUAUGACCUCUAUUGCUGGUAUGUAGCCGGUAUAGUAGGCGAGGGACUGACGCGUCUCUUCGUUGAGGCCGAGCUAGCGGAGACGGAUCUGAUCAACCAAGGGUUAUACAAACCGAUGGGUUUAUUCCUACAAAAGACUAAUAUCAUUCGGGAUAUACGCGAAGAUCGAGAUGAUGGUCGACGGUUCUGGCCUGAAGAGAUCUGGUCCAAGCACGUCGACCACUUUGACGAUCUAUUCCAACCCGAGAAUCGGGGUCUCGCGCUCUCAUCCAGCUCCGAGAUGAUACUGGAUGCUCUGCAGCAUGUAUGUGAUUGCCUGUCGUAUCUCGCUGGGUUGCGUGAGCAGAGCGUUUUCAACUUCUGCGCUAUUCCUCAGUGUAUGGCUAUCGCCACGCUGGAGCUGUGUUUCUGCAAUCCGGCCCUUUUUGACUCGAGUCUCAAGAUAUCAAAGGGGGAUGCGCUUGGACUAGUUGUUGAGGCUGGUCGGGGGAUGGAGAAUGUGUGUCAUGUCUUCUGUCGAUAUGUUGAUCAAAUUCAACGGAAGAUUCAACCAGAAGACCCUUAUUACUUGGGAAGCCGCGCUAAAUGCGACGAGAUUCGAACAUUUGCCAAAACGCUAGCGCUUCAGAGUGCUGAUGGUGUUGGUGUUGGUGGUACAAGUCAGGGAAAGACUUUGGUCAGCGCAGAGGAACAACAGGGAGAACCUCUCCAUCUGUCUGGCAUAGAUCAAGAGGCCCGAACUGUGACUGGACGAGCGUUUGCAUAUUCAACAGGCAUAUCACUAUUAGUACUGGGAACUGCAUGGCUCAUCAGAGCCCGUUCGAACGCUGCCUGA